Messenger RNA from Leptomonas pyrrhocoris, 1308 nucleotides. RefSeq lists its product as hypothetical. The transcript has a single exon. The record is from RefSeq and is a predicted model, not a curated record. NCBI's taxonomy places the organism in Eukaryota, Euglenozoa, Kinetoplastea, Trypanosomatida, Trypanosomatidae. The coding region runs from base 409 to 1308 and encodes 299 amino acids.
AGCUUAGAGUGUCCUGCGCGAGAAUCACGAGCAGCAGCGCACAGGCUUGAGCGCGAUAACAUCCAUUUCUCGGUGGUACGGCUGAGAAGGGCGUCGCAGCUCGCUCUUUCUUUUCUUUUGCGUUGGUCCGUUUGCGCUGGUCAAGCGUCUCGCGCGCGCGGCGUGCACCAUUUCUCAGAUUUCUACGUAUGAUCACAGCAACAGUUUCUUCUACCAUCACAGACUCUUUCAUUGUUUUCUUCUGUUGUGGCGCAGCUGCCUGUACAUCUGCUGUACGAGUGAACCUGCCCCGAGAGCAACGCGUCUCAGCGCUUCUCAGACUCAACUCGCCUCAGUUUGCUUCCUACACCUCUCGCUGAAUUGUCUCUGCAAGCGCAACUUGGCAGCACUACACGAUACACUAAUAAGAUGCGUGCACUGCGGCGUUUUUGUGUUGGCUCCGCGAUAAGAGCAUCCACCGCGCCCGUGCGCUGCAUCGCGGAGGAGUCUCGUGACCGAGUGUCACGAAGCGCCGUGAUAGCGAGAUGGGCCGGCAGCUCCGCAGCUGAUGCAGGCAACUCCUCUGAACCGCAAGGAAUCUUAGGAAAAGGCAUGACCUUCGCUUCAGGGCUUCUGCGCGAUGCAUCGCCCUCAACAAGGAAAGCCUCGUCCAACGCAGCUGCCGACACCACCGUCGGUGACGUCCCGUGGGACUUGUGUGAGCGGAUGGACUUCUACGUGCAGUACAACGUGCCCUCCAGCUGGCACGUGACGGAGCUGCUGCGCGACAAUAGCAUCGCCAUUCAGUGUAGCCCACCCCCGCCUUCUAGCAGCACCGCCGGUGACUCCGCCGUGCACGGUAUCUCCCUCAACUGUUUUGCCUAUAAACAGCGCGUAAAGCAGCCGGACAGCAGCAAGCUUCUCCACGUCUUUCUGAAGCGGUUUAAUGCGUCGGUGAACAACUCGCUCGAGCUCGUCGCAGAAGGGGAGCCUCCCGCCGCAGCCACGGCGAUUAAACUUCCGUGCAGGGAAGCCAGCGAUGCGGCUGCGGAAGGUGCCGUGCCGGCGCCAGAAGAUCCUGACGGGACGUGUCAGACACUCGCGAAGCAGCUCAACAGCGCCGUGGCAGAAAUCUCCUUCACACCAGCACCGGGGCAAUCUCUCGCGCACGGACUGUGCAGGGCGUUUUAUAAUUCCAACGGUCGUUUUCACUACGUCAUCGUUGCGGCCGUUCCGGAGGAGGAGUACGGUGCCUCGUUGGAUCUGAUUGUGCAUGCGUUAGCGUCUGUCGUGGAGAGCCGCGUGGAGGCCGCCGCAAAGCGGACGUGA